AUGGCAUUGAGCUUAUAUAGCUUUCGCCUCUUCUACAAGUUCAAAGUGUUGGUGGUUGUUACUUUGUGUUUGAUGGUGCUAUGGGCCACAUUCAGUUACUUUGUGGACUCCAGACAGGAAAUUUCUAAAGCUAAAGGCGUGAUGGAGGAUUUCAGAAAGGUAACUAGCCUGGAAGACAGUCAAAAGGAAGAGAGGACCGAAUCAAUUGUGGGAGUUCCCACGGAGAAGUCAUUUCAGAGUCACUGCCCCGCUGUGUCUCCAUACCUGCAAGGUGCCAGCAAACUCGCCUUCAAAGAAUCUCUCACGCUAGAAGAAGUGGAAAAGGAGAACCCUCAGGUAGCCGAAGGCCGGUAUCACCCUACAGAGUGCUCAGCAUUGCAGCGUAUGGCCAUCCUCAUCCCACACCGCAAUCGAGAGAAGCAUCUGCUGUACCUCCUGGAGCACCUCCAUCCCUUCCUACAAAGGCAGCAGCUGGACUACGGCAUCUACGUUAUUCACCAGGCUGGCAGCACCAAAUUUAAUCGAGCUAAACUGCUGAAUGUAGGAUACCUAGAGGCCCUAAAAGAAGCGAACUGGGACUGUUUCAUUUUCCAUGAUGUGGAUCUGGUGCCAGAAAAUGACUUUAACAUUUACAUGUGUGACAGACAACCAAAGCACCUUGUAGUUGGCAGGAACAAUACUGGAUACAGGUUACGGUACCGGGGAUAUUUUGGAGGUGUAACUGCUCUAACAAGAGAUCAGUUUUCCAAGGUGAAUGGAUUCUCUAACAACUACUGGGGUUGGGGUGGAGAAGAUGAUGACCUUCGAAUCAGGGUUGAGAUGCAGAAGAUGAGGGUGGUAAGGCCGUCUGCUGAUGUAGCUAGGUACACGAUGAUCUUCCACAAACGAGACCACGGUAAUGAGGAGAAUGGAGAGAGGAUGAAGCUUCUACGUCAAGUAUCUAGAACAUGGAAAACAGAUGGGCUGAACUCUUGUUCAUAUAAACUGCUCUCAGUGGAACAUAACCCUUUAUAUGUCAACAUCACCGUGGAUUUCAGUGUGCAGCCCAAGAUCUCAUAAGGGCAAGCACCACACAGGUGAUAGGAAAUGGCAACAGAGCUCGUUUGUGGUUGCUGUACAGCAGCUGACUCCUGGCACUCUGAGAGAGUACUUCAGUAGCACAGAAGAAAGUUUUUCUUCACAGCAUCGAAUUGAUUGGUUGAGAAUUUCCUCUUGGGAGGACUGGAGAUAUGGACUUACCUGAGGGACAGGUCCUCGUGUUCUUCUAUGCACUUUCUGCUGGGACAUUUGCAAAAGUGUCCUUGUUUGGGCUGGUCCAGUGGAAGGAC
Cariama cristata (Red-legged seriema) is the source of this 1328-nucleotide messenger RNA. It is a transcript of the gene B4GALT4, whose product is annotated as UDP-Gal:betaGlcNAc beta 1,4- galactosyltransferase, polypeptide 4. Gene Ontology annotation, molecular function: glycosyltransferase activity. Gene Ontology annotation, biological process: carbohydrate metabolic process. The transcript has 6 exons. Bases 1 to 1059 code for a protein of 352 amino acids. The record is from RefSeq and is a predicted model, not a curated record. NCBI's taxonomy places the organism in Eukaryota, Metazoa, Chordata, Aves, Cariamiformes, Cariamidae.